Loa loa (African eye worm) is the source of this 405-nucleotide messenger RNA. RefSeq lists its product as hypothetical. NCBI's taxonomy places the organism in Eukaryota, Metazoa, Nematoda, Chromadorea, Rhabditida, Onchocercidae. The transcript has 5 exons. The record is from RefSeq and is a predicted model, not a curated record. Bases 1 to 405 code for a protein of 134 amino acids.
AUGCUUCGAGACUUCCCCGAGCUUGAACGACAAGUUCAACCGAUUGCUAUUGAAUUUUGGACAGAUUAUCGUAGAGAGAACACACCGGAAGUUGCGGGUGAUGAAUAUACACUAAUUGGCGGAGACGAACAGAAUGUAAGACUUGUACAUUACUAUAAGGAUUCAUACGAUCACUUACACAAUCCAUCACGGUCAGUUAAGACGACACCUUCAACGACCACUCUUUUUCAACCAAAAAAAAUGAUCAGUGAUUCGGAUGAGGAAGAUGACGAUGAUGAUGAGGAUGAAGACAGUGAUGCAAGCGUUGAAAGAAAAUUAUUAAAAGGAAACCUGGUAACAAGUUCGACAAAGACAAGCCCACCACUUAUGAUUGAUGAUGAUGAUGAUGAUGAUGAUGAUGAAUGA